Messenger RNA from Harmonia axyridis, 3111 nucleotides. It is a transcript of the gene fz, whose product is annotated as frizzled-7-B. Gene Ontology annotation, biological process: canonical Wnt signaling pathway; non-canonical Wnt signaling pathway. Gene Ontology annotation, cellular component: plasma membrane. Bases 212 to 1888 code for a protein of 558 amino acids. Lineage: Eukaryota; Metazoa; Arthropoda; Insecta; Coleoptera; Coccinellidae. Gene Ontology annotation, molecular function: Wnt receptor activity; Wnt-protein binding. The transcript is spliced from 2 exons. The record is from RefSeq and is a predicted model, not a curated record.
CCACUCUUGUUAUGCCGCUUCCAUUUGAGAAUAGGUUAACUUAACCAGUUUGUGAGAGUGAGAUCAACAGUGACCAUGCGACGAUUGUGUUCCUUCCCUUCGCGAUACGGAUACGAUUUUGAUACAAAAACAUGAUGUAAACAGAAGCUCGUUAAAAGCAAUAAUGUAAUAAGAACAAUAUCAACAACAGUUUAAGAGAAAACUAGUCAAAAUGUUUCGUGUAACUUUUUGUUUAUUUAUGCUCAUCAAAGUAGCUACCCAACAGAGUAUUGCUACGGAGAUUGAUGACAUCCUACCUCAUCAUGAUAGAUGCCAACCAAUUACAGUUCCUUUCUGCAAGGAUAUACCCUAUAAUCAGACGAUUCUUCCGAAUAUGUUAGGCCAUACCACUCAAGAAGAAGCCGGUUUAUUGGUUCACCAACUGUUUCCCUUGAUGAAAAUAAAUUGUAGUAUACAUUUUCAGUUUUUUAUGUGUUCAGUGUUCUUACCUGUGUGUACAAUCUUAGAUCACCCCUUGCCACCUUGCAGACCGUUAUGCCUGGCGGUUAAACAAGGUUGUGAAGUUAUCAUGAAUAAAUUCGGGUUCGAGUGGCCUCAGUAUUUGGCUUGUGAACAAUACCCAAUGAAUUCAUCGAGUUCGAAUCUGUGUGUCCCAGGAAAUGUUAGUGAAACGAUUCAUUACAACCAAGAUAUCGGUUUUGACGAUAUCGAAGUGACUAAACACAAAGCUCCGCAUCGUGGUGGUAAGGGCAGAGGAAGAGACAUAGGAUUCGUAUGUCCCGAACAAUUCAAGGUUCCCGAGAUUUUGGAAUAUUCAUUCAAAGUGGGAGAACGGGUCGAGAAGAAUUGCGGUGCGCCAUGUAAAAUGAUGUUUUUCAGCGAGAACAAAAGGCAGUUCGCGAAAGUUUGGAUAGGGAUAUGGGCGAUCAUAUGUUCCGUCAGUUGUCUGUUUACGGUUUGCACUUUUUUGAUCGACAACGAUAGGUUCAGGUAUCCUGAACGUCCGAUUAUUUUCUUGUCGCUUUGUUACCUCAUGGUGGCUAUAGCGUACGUGAUAGGUUUCCUGGCAGGUGAUUCCAUAGCUUGUAGGGAGCCAUUCCCGUCAAAACAUGGUACAAUCACAGUGAGCACCAUCACUCAAGGGACCAAAUACGAACUGUGUACCAUACUGUUUAUGGUUUUGUAUUUUUUCACCAUGUCCUCGAGUAUAUGGUGGGUGGUUCUGACACUCACUUGGUUCUUGGCUGCUGGUUUGAAAUGGGGCCAUGAGGCUAUCGAAGCAAAUUCCCAGUACUUUCAUCUAGCUGCGUGGGCUAUACCAGCCAUCAAGACGAUUGCCAUAUUAGCUAUGGGCAAGGUAGAUGGUGACGUCUUGAGCGGGGUAUGCUACGUUGGAAUUUGGAACAAAGACGCCCUCCGAGUCUUCGUCAUGGCACCUUUCUGCGUAUACCUUGUCUUUGGUUUCAUCUUCAUAACAGUCGGCUUCGUUUCUUUGUUCAGGAUACGUACUGUAAUGAAGCACGAUGGCACCAAAACGGACAAACUCGAGAAACUCAUGAUAAGAAUUGGGAUCUUCUCAGUUUUAUACACCGUACCUGCAGUUGUUAUCAUCGGAUGUUUGUUUUACGAACAUAUCUAUUUGGACGAGUGGAUGUUGACGUGGACUAGAGACAUGUGCAAGAAACACACGAAAUACGCCGUGCCUUGUCCGCGAACUGAAAAACACCAGUACUUAAAUCCGCAGUUCGAGGUGUUCAUGGUCAAGUACUUAAUGUACAUGAUUGUCGGGAUUACGUCUAGCGUCUGGAUUUGGUCGGGUAAGACCAUGCACAGUUGGAAGGUUUUCUUUCAUAAACUACAAAGAAGGCAUGUCGAAGCUUAUGUCUGAGUAAUAAAAUACUUGAAUUCGGUAAAUGCCACAUAGUAUUUCGAGUUUCAAUUCGAUUAAUCGGAUGCUGACCUUAAUGUUUCUCAUUUUGUCGAUAUGGUGCUUAAACUUAUGGAUGCAUUGCUUUGGUAUCUUCGUAUAUCCUUCAUUCCGUUAGAAAUGAUGAAUACAAGAAAAUCUCCCAAAAUAUCGACUGACCGUAGCAGCUUGAAUACAAACUAAAUGAGAUAGUAUUGAGAAAUGUAUAUAUGUAUAAUCUAGAAGUCAAAGCUUUUUAAGGAACCUCUGGAAUAUUUGAACAAGUUGAAAUUGAAUAAUUUUUCAUGUCAAUUUAAUUGAAAUAAUAAAAAUUGAGGUACCAAGUAGGUAAUUGCUAUCUAUUUUUUGGUUGUAUACAUCUUAUAAAAUUCCCACUUAGGACAUCCUUUUCAAAAUUAAGCAAUGGUUUUCCAGAGCAGCACUAUAUGGAAAUUCAAAAACAUAUUGAUAAUGUAAAAGCAUGUAUUAUUUAUUACACAAACAUGAUCAAUUCCGACAUUCCCUCAAUUAUACAUUAUUUAUUUCUUUUCAAUGCCUCUCAUCCUAACCGAAAGUUUAUUGUUGAACCUUUCCGUUCAAUACAAUUUUUUUAAUUAUGGCAGCAAUCUGAAGGAGGUAAUGAGAAGCAUUGAAAACAUUAAAUUAUUGAAGGUGUAAUUAUGAGUAGUUUGUUUACAUCCCCAAAAUUAUCAUUGUUUGUUGUAACCGAUUGAUUGUUUAUUAAUUAUUCGAGUGUAAUUGGAACUGAAAUUCUAAAGGAUUAAUUUUCAGUUCUAAUUUUCCUGUUUAAGUCUGUUGGACUGCUACUACCAAACUUAUUAUAGUGUAAUAUAUAUUUGUACAUAUUUGUAGAUUCCUUGAUUCAUUUCUGAAAUACGAAAACUUCUUUUCGACAAUUCUAACUUUUUUGACGAUGUUCAUGACUUCCAUAUUUAUGAAGAAUAUCAGGAUAUAUUAAAACCAUAUUUUUUGUAUGAGCUCAAAUCUCACUGUUGUCUAAGUAGUGUCUUUUUUAUCAUUAAUAUAAUCUAUAUUUUCUUACAUUUUUAUAAUAAAGCAAUAUUAUAAUGUAACAUUUAUCAAUGUCGCCUUCUAAUAUUCAGGUUGAAAAUAUUUAUUUAUGUAAAUUUUUGGAUUGAUAAAAAUGUUAUGAAGAUAAAAUAUAAAAAUUACUGUUUCUUAUA